AAUACCGAAGGCGCAGCACUCCAGAACUCCAAAAAUGGCGGAAAAAUUCAAACAUGAAGUUGUUACACUAAAAAAUAUCAACGAGCUCCAAAAACUGAAGGAUUGCCAUUUCGAAUCAAUCCGUGAGAUCAACGAACAGUGUGCGAAGGACCCAGAACUGCAUAUAAAAGGUGUGAUAAAAACUGCAUAUGCCACAUUUGAAACCAGGAAAACCUUCACGAGAAAGCUUGUUAUAAAGAACGAAGUAUGUCAAGAUAUCCUUGAUACUAUAAACCUAUUUCUCAAAGGAGAUGUUGCAAAGAAGUGCAAUUUCCUCCAGCCAAAUGACACUAUAGUGAUAAAGGGGUUUACCCUGGAGAAAACCAAUUCUUCGGGUCAUCCCUUUCGGAUCUUGCUAGAUUCCAACAAAAAUGAUGUAACAAUCUUGGCUAUCCCACAUAAACAAAAAGUGCCAAGUACUACCAUGGAAAAUGCGACAGUAAACACAAAGCCAAGUGAGACAUCAGUUAAAGGUGCAUGUGGCCGAAACUCCAAGCAAAGUAGCAUGAGAGGUGGAGGUUUCUUUGUUUCAAGUUUUGAUGCACUAAGUACUAAUUCCCAAAAUAGCAACUUGAAUGCACAGUCAGGCAAGGAAUCCUACACAAAGCUUGCUGAGCUAAAGCAUGGUGCUAUCAAGAACUUCUAUGGGCUUGUGAAGUUCUGUAAAGUGUCCAAGACAAGAAGAGGGGAGUAUGUCGCUGCCAUAAGUUUGGUUGACGAGUCACUAUCAUCACUAGAGGAAAGCUUUAAGUGCAAUAUUUUCACCAAGAGUGUUGAACACCUUCCAUUGGUGCAUUCUGUUGGGGACAUUCUACGUUUAGAUGGUGUGAGUCUGGUUAGAUUCAAUGGAGUGACACAAGGGACAGUAUCAAGCUUUAAGUCAGAUUCAUUUUCAUGGUUGUCAUUUAAUGGUUCUUAUGACGCCCCAGUUCUUCCCAUGGCAUCAUCCUCAGCAAAGUACCAUAUGGAUGAUGAUGACAUCACAAGAGUCAGGGAACUCAAAGAUCUUGCUAAAACUGCACCCAGAAUUAACCCAAGCAGAACUCUCCAAACCAUCAGUGGCUUAGAUCCUUCAACACAGUUUGUCAAUCUGGCUUGUCAGGUUCUUGCCCUAUGGAAAGAUCCUGCCUUAAACUUCCUUGUGCUGCAAGUCUGGGAUGGGACGACACCACGGUAUGGUUGCGAUGUUGAGGUUGAUGAUCAUAGUAGGUGGGUUAUGGACAGAAAGAUCUCGGAGCAGGCUGGUGGAAUGGCUAUUCCAGUGUGCCUCUAUGAUGAGCAUUCCACUGGACCAGCAGCAGAUCUUAACCCUGGUGACUUUGUUAUGUUGGCCAAUGUGAGGCUGAAGGAAGUGGACAAUGAGGAAAACGGGAAACCAAGAGUUGAGUGCAUGAUGCAUAGUGAUUGCAUCAACGGCAGGGGAGUGUACAUGCUCAAAGACACAGGAUGGACUGACUGGUAUCUCCAGAAACUAAAGGACAGUAUCCAAAACUAUCUGGACAACCACCCUCCACAGUCCCUCAGAGAAGAGAUAGCAGAAGCUGUCAGUGAUCUGCGAACCCAGCAGACUUCAUGCACAGUGACCGAUCACCCAAGGGUCCCAUUUACCACAUUAUGGGAUAUCCACAACCAAGAAAAAGUGCCAAACAAGUACAAAUGCAGAGUGAAGGCAAUUUCCUUUAUUCCUCCUCAGACCAAAGAGUUUGUGCAGCUGCACUGCAGCACAUGUAAGAAACUAGCAUCAAGAAUUGGUGGGCCCUCUGGGUCCAAUAUUGAUGAUGACUGCGAUGGCUUAGGAACACAGCAUGAUCGCGAUGUAACUCCACAUUCUUGCCCAGUUUGUGGCAACCCUUUCACAAGAACCUACCUUUUCUCGUUACUGUUAGCAGACAGGACAGAUAUGCUCAUCGCGAUGGUAUUUGAUGAUGAUGUGAAGCACUUUUUCCCCAACCUCCCCUCCCCUGAAGACUUCUUGGCAAGUGAGGAGCACCAGGAUGGAUUACAUCAUAGCCUCGUUUCCAUGACACAAAACCCGGAGUGUAGCAUUGACUUUGAUAGCCAGUCGCUUGAGUCCAGGCCCUGGAUGGAGUGCUGCGUCAUGUCCUACCACAGUACCCCCGAAGAUACUAGUAAGAUAAGACGCUCUGUCAAGUAUAGGAUCUUUGGUACUACUUUAGUUUAAGGGUCGUAUAUUAUAGAAAGAAACCCGAUAUCUUUUUUUUCAG
Nematostella vectensis (starlet sea anemone) is the source of this 2264-nucleotide messenger RNA. RefSeq names its product protection of telomeres protein 1. The transcript is spliced from 4 exons. The record is from RefSeq and is a predicted model, not a curated record. Gene Ontology annotation, molecular function: telomerase inhibitor activity; G-rich strand telomeric DNA binding. The coding region runs from base 35 to 2221 and encodes 728 amino acids. Gene Ontology annotation, cellular component: chromosome, telomeric region; nuclear telomere cap complex. Gene Ontology annotation, biological process: telomere capping; regulation of telomere maintenance via telomerase. Lineage: Eukaryota; Metazoa; Cnidaria; Anthozoa; Actiniaria; Edwardsiidae.